Varanus komodoensis (Komodo dragon) is the source of this 1327-nucleotide messenger RNA. It is a transcript of the gene AIMP1, whose product is annotated as aminoacyl tRNA synthetase complex interacting multifunctional protein 1. The transcript has 9 exons. NCBI's taxonomy places the organism in Eukaryota, Metazoa, Chordata, Lepidosauria, Squamata, Varanidae. The coding region runs from base 286 to 1239 and encodes 317 amino acids. The record is from RefSeq and is a predicted model, not a curated record. Gene Ontology annotation, molecular function: tRNA binding.
CCUCCCCUCCUCGCAACGCGCGCAUGCGCACCGGGCUGGUCCGUGCUUGCACUGUCUGUGGUGAAGUGGGUGCCCAUAAAGACAUAUGGCGGGGAAGAGGAAGUAGAGUUGGGGUCCUGCCUUCUACUGAAACUUAUAGUGAGAAUCUCAGCUCUGACUGUACCUGUUAAAUGUCUAGAAGAACAGAAUGAAUUCUGAAAUUCACAGAACGAACAUGUUUGUUACAGAUGGUAGGCACAAGUCACUUUUGUGCCUGGAUUUUCCAGUACUCUGAAAAGACAUCAAAUGAUUUUAGUCCGUUCCUUGAUGAAAAUGGCAGCCAACAAUGCAGUUUUGAGCAGAUUGGAACAGAAAGGUGCAGAAGCAGAUCAAGUUAUUGAAUACCUGAAGCAGCAAGUUGCCCUUCUCAAGGAAAAAGCUUUCUUGCAGGCAUCACUGAGGGAGGAAAAGAAACUUCGUGUAGAAAAUGCUAAACUGAAGAAAGAAAUUGAGAUUCUAAAACAGAAAUUGAUCCAGGCAGAAAUCCGGAAUGGAGUGAAACAAAUCUCUGUACCACUCAGUGAAACACCUUCUACAGCGACAUUUUCAGAAGGUUUCUCUCAGCCAGUCGCUGUUGACGUAGCUUCAUCUGAACUCAAGGAACAACCUAAAGGAGCAAGUGAAGAAAAGAAGAAAAAGGACAAAGCAGAAAAGAAAGGAGAAAAGAAGGAGAAAAAGCAGUCAGCUGCAAAUGAUGACUUAAAACCUUUAGAUGUUUCUCGGCUUGAUUUUCGUAUUGGUUGUAUCAUGGCAGCAAAGAAACACCCAGAUGCUGAUACUUUGUAUGUCGAAGAAGUUGAUGUUGGUGAAGCAAAUCCUAGAACUGUUGUCAGUGGUCUAGUGAAACACAUUCCUUUAGAAGAGAUGCAGAACCGGAUGGCGAUAUUUCUCUGUAACCUGAAGCCAGUAAAAAUGAGAGGAGUGUUGUCCCAGGCCAUGUUGAUGUGUGCUAGCACACCAGAGAAGGUGGAAAUUCUAAUCCCACCUAGUGGGGUUGUUCCUGGAGAGAGAAUCACAUUUGAAGGCUUUUCUGGUGAACCUGAUAAAGAACUUAAUCCAAAGAAGAAAAUAUGGGAGCAGAUUCAGCCUGAUCUUCAUACCAAUGACCAGUGUGUUGCCACAUAUAAAGGAGUACCAUUUGAAGUGAAAGGAAAAGGCAUAUGCAGGGCUACUACCAUGGCCAACAGUGGAAUCAAGUAAACACUAACAAGUUGUGGAGCAGCUUGAGGUCAUUUUGAGUGGAAAAAAAAUGUGAACACAAUUAAACGAAUAUUGCCUCACCUAAAAA